Messenger RNA from Brassica napus (rape), 1036 nucleotides. RefSeq lists its product as uncharacterized. The coding region runs from base 552 to 902 and encodes 116 amino acids. The transcript has a single exon. NCBI's taxonomy places the organism in Eukaryota, Viridiplantae, Streptophyta, Magnoliopsida, Brassicales, Brassicaceae. The record is from RefSeq and is a predicted model, not a curated record.
UUUAGAGUUUUGGUUUGAGCCCUCACAUGCGCGUAUGAACCGUCCAACAUCAAAGUAACUAACGUGCGCUUCGUAUCAAAGUUAACACAGAUUUGACCAAAUAUCAUAUAUCUAAAUUAGAUAAUCUAAUACACAUCCAUCUAUUCCCAUUCAUAUAUACGAGUCCAUGUGAAUUGGAUACAUGCACCGUGAUAAUGUAGUAUAAAGUGGUACCUUGACCGUGUAAAAGCAAGAGUCAUUGAAGUAUUAAGCAAUAGUAUCUAUUGUGCAAAGUCAAAAACCCUCAACACAGACUUACAAUAUACAUCAUCAGCAAGUAAUUAAAUACAAUAUUACAAAUCAACUUGAUCUAUCAUAACAUGUUGUGUUUCCAUCUUCUCGGCCGGACAAGAAUAUCACUAUAUAUAUUUCAUAAUUCCCAAAAUUCUAACAUAUUCUCCCUCAGUCUCUUCUUGUGUCUAUACGAAAACAUCAAACCAAGAACCCGCAUAUAGUGAAUCAAGAACAUAUAUAGCAUAACUCAAACACCAUAAGGAUCAUUGGUGCUAGUCAUGGAGAAUGAUAUAGGCAAGAAAGGAUCGCCAUCAAUGUCGAGAAACUCAUCGAUCGGAUACUACUAUCAGCGGAGGUCGGAGGGUGUACCGUUCAAGUGGGAAAUGCAGCCAGGGACUCCAAUUAAUACUCAGACCACGGAGAUGAUUCCUCCUCUCAGUCCUCCCCCGGCGAUGCUCAGCCUCGGCUUCCCAAAGCCAUCCAUCUCGGUCGAAGAGUCAAACCACUCUGUGUUUCCAGCGAAGCUUAAGUUGCGGAAAUGGAAAUAUAUUCGUUGCAGGAAAUAUUUCUCUAGAUUGGCUAACAAAAUGGUUUUGCCUUCGAUUCGUUUGUACCCUGAGAAACGGUAGAUGGCCACAAAUGAAUAAAGCAUAUCAAAAUAGGCCGCGUUAAUAUCCUAUUCGGUCAAUCAACAUAGUUUAGUUUUUAAUUUUUUAUUACCUAAACAAAAUGAUUAUUUUUUUGUUAAAAAUAAAUAAAAUAA